AAAUUUGUAUGAGUUGGACGUUUUGUGCUUGGCUUGGUCCAACUUUGUUCUUGAAAACAUCCUUGUGUUUCCAACAUUUCUCGAGCCUUACCUUUUUCUUAGUUCGUUUUUAAUUCCCUUGUCUUUCAUACCGUCUUGCUGCAACCAAGUUUGCUACAAAACCAUCCCGCAGGACACAUCGCAACAAGUCAAAUCGUGCUUCAGCCUCUUUUCGAUAAUCAUCGUGCAGCGUAAUCUGCGCCCCAGCCUGUCCGCCCAAACGGUAAUUCUGCGCGCACGGCAUGUCUUUGCUCCGGAUUGGUGCGACAAUAUGCCUAGUGCUCUGGAUUCCAGCCCCGUGCGACGGCGUGUGCAACAAGCACGCAGAACAGAUCGCCGGCCUGAACCGGACCCGGCUCCGUGAAGUGGUCUCUGUGGUUAUGGAGUUAACCUGUCGGCCGAUGCUAGCUGACCUGAAAGCCCAGUUGGAAAGGCUUCAGCUGCAGCGGGCGGUCCUCGGGGUGCCGACCGGUGAGCCGCCGCCCCGCGACUGCAGCGACCUGCCAACCGGCACCACCAGCGGAGUGCACCUGGUGUGGCCUGGUCUGCAGCACCCUGUACCGGUGUAUUGCGACCUCGACAAGGACGGCGGAGGAUGGACCGUUUUCCAGCGGCGAGCCGACAUCAAACCCAGGCAGAACUUUUAUCUCAGCUGGGAUGCCUACAAGUGGGGAUUUGGAAGAUUCGAUGGCGAAUUCUGGUGGGGCAAUGAGUACCUCUGGCGGAUGACGUCGCUGAUGGACCGACGGUACGAGCUGCGCGUUAACAUGGAGGACUUUGACGGCGUAAAAAGAUAUGCAACGUACUGGAAAUUCAAGAUCAGGUCGGAGGCGGUUAACUACCGCCUUCAGGUGGGCGGCUACGCAGGAAAUGCUGGUGAUAGUCUCACUCGGCACUGCGGCAGACCUUUCACCACCUGGGACAGGAAUAAUGAAAAAACGAAAACAAAUUUCGCCCAGAAAUAUAAGGGCGCCUGGUGGUACCAUCACGGCCACUAUUCCAAUCUGAACGGACUAUAUCUUGCUGGACCACACCCUCGGUCCUACGCCAAUGGCAUCAAUUGGCGCACAUUCAGGGGAUUUAGGUACUCUCUGAAAUAUGUAGAAAUGAAGAUCAGGCCAUUCAAGUCAUGAUUCAUACAAAAUGACUUGGAUGUGUGAUACCGUACUAAUCAUCAGGACCGUGGGAUAUAUCAUAAUCAAAUUGUCCAUGUUUCUGAAACCAAACGCUAACAAACAUACAUCUGACGUCGCACCGGGGACAUAUGCACCCUGCUACCGAAUCCUGCCACAUCAUAUCCCAUAUACACAGCUGCGUUCGCAAUUACAAAUUAGUUUCUUGGCUCAAUGAACGCAUAAUACAACUGACAGUUCGA
Molecule: messenger RNA, 1414 nt
Organism: Pollicipes pollicipes
Lineage: Eukaryota; Metazoa; Arthropoda; Thecostraca; Pollicipedomorpha; Pollicipedidae
Product: microfibril-associated glycoprotein 4-like
Exons: 1
Coding region: 282-1172 (296 amino acids)
Source: RefSeq, a predicted model, not a curated record